Messenger RNA from Syzygium oleosum, 1776 nucleotides. Its product is annotated as acyltransferase GLAUCE. Lineage: Eukaryota; Viridiplantae; Streptophyta; Magnoliopsida; Myrtales; Myrtaceae. Bases 71 to 1468 code for a protein of 465 amino acids. The record is from RefSeq and is a predicted model, not a curated record. Gene Ontology annotation, molecular function: acyltransferase activity, transferring groups other than amino-acyl groups. The transcript is spliced from 2 exons.
UACGAAGCAAGGUUGGUCAUGUGUGAGUGAUGCGCACGAGAAAGAUCGAUAGAGAGAAAUAGAGAAGAAGAUGGGGACUGUGUCCCAAGAACCUCCGCCUCUCAUCCAGGACCUGAAGGUCACCGUCCACGACACAUCUCUGGUGUUCCCGUCCGAGCACAUCCCCAACAAGCCCUUCUUCAUGUCCAACAUUGACAAGGUCCUCAACUUCGACGUCCAGACCAUCCACUUCUUCCCUGUCCACGUCGAGUUCCCCCCCGACAAGGUGGCCGAGAGGCUGAAGGCCGCGCUCGCCGAGAUCUUGGUGCAUUACGAGUUCUUGAGUGGACGGCUCAAGUUCAACGCCGCGAGUGGGCGGUUGGAGAUUGAGUGCAACUCGGAAGGGGUCGGGUUUGUGGUGGCGUCGAGCGAGUGCAGCCUGGACGAUGUCGGGGACUUGGUUUAUCCGAACCCGGCCUUCGAGCGGUUGGUCACCAAGUCUUUGGACAUUCUUCAACCUGACAAUCAGCCCUUGUGCAUAGUCCAGGUGACAUCGUUCACGUGCGGGGGAUUCGCAAUGGGGGUAUCGACCAAUCACGCGACCUUCGACGGGUUGAGCUUCAAGAUGUUCUUGCAAAACCUGGGCGCACUCGCCGCCGACAAGCCCCUGGUGGUGGAUCCCUGCAAUGACAGGCGGCUCCUGGCUGCCCGGUCGCCGCCGCUCGUCUCGUUCCCACACCCAGAGCUGCUCAAGCUUGAUGUCCCCAAGGGCCAAGACUCCUCGCGUCCCCUCGUGUUCAAGGACGCCCCCGAGGACCUGGACUUCAAGAUCUUCAAGCUCUCUCCCGAGGACAUUGCCCGUCUCAAGGAGAAGGCCGCCAAGGAUGCUGCAGGUGGCGGCCUGGAAUCAUCCUAUCCCAAGGCUCGCAUCACCAGCUUCAAUGUCGUGACCGCCCACAUAUGGAGGUGCAAGGCCCUGUCGUCGUGUGCUGACGCCGACGACGGCAGUAGUAAGAGCCGAGCAUCGACCCUGCUGUAUGCAGUGGACAUAAGGCCGAGGCUGGAGCCCCCGCUGCCGCAGGGUUACGCGGGGAAUGCGGUGCUGACGGCGUACGUGACAGCAACGUGCGGGGAGCUAGAGGAAUGGCCGCUGGGGAGGCUGGUAGAGAUGGUGACGGAGGGGGCGGGGAGGAUGACGGACGAGUACGCGAGGUCAGCCAUUGACUGGGGGGAAGUAAACGUCGGGUUCCCACAUGGGGAGGUGCUGGUGUCGUCGUGGUGGAGGCUCGGGUUUGCCGACGUGGAGUACCCGUGGGGGAGGCCGAGGUACAGCUGCCCACUGGUGUACCACCGCAAGGACAUCAUCUUGCUCUUCCCGGACAUGAUCACGACUAGCCAGAACAGCGGCGACGGCGUUAAUGUUUUGGUCGCCCUGCCCGCCCCAGAGAUGGCCAAGUUCCAGUCCCUGUUCCACAAGUUCUUGGCCUGAGACGAUCCAUCACCUUAAUUUACCUUAUUCACAUCUAUAUAGAUAUAGAUGCACGUUGGGAGGGUUUGGUACGUACGUAAAUAUAUGCAGAUACAGAUGAGCAUGUGUGGAUUUUAUCUGCGGAUGUACACAUGCAAGUAUCGUAUAUGAACGUCGAGCGCACAAAAUCAGCGCAUCUCUCACUCAUCAAUGUAGGUGAGAGCUAGAAGUGUGCUGCCUUAUUUGAUUAUAUGUUCGUAUGUGUCGACUCUUGGAUCCAUGGGGUUUUGCUUAUCUUCGAUCUUCAGUGCAAGGUUAAUAUUUUAGAA